Halteromyces radiatus is the source of this 1904-nucleotide messenger RNA. RefSeq lists its product as uncharacterized. The record is from RefSeq and is a predicted model, not a curated record. Lineage: Eukaryota; Fungi; Mucoromycota; Mucoromycetes; Mucorales; Cunninghamellaceae. Bases 101 to 1798 code for a protein of 565 amino acids. Gene Ontology annotation, molecular function: metal ion binding. The transcript has 2 exons.
GUAACCUCUACAGUACCAAGUUUAGUUUCACGGCAUAUCUCAACUUCUUUUUCCCACCUUUCUCAGACAUUGUUCAUACACUCUUUUCGAUUGUCCUACCAUGUUCUCCAGUCGUUUAUAUGAAAAAGCACAUUCAUCUAAAAGUAAAGUCUACGCAAAAUCACGUCGACACUCCACAAACUUGGGCUCCACAUUUGCUCACAAUAGCAAAGAAGAAGAUCAUGAUAACUAUCGUCUUCCUCAACAAACAAUAAUGCCAUCUCCGCGGCAGACAAAAUCCAUAAACUAUCCUAUUUCAUCUUCAUUAUCGUGGGAUCCACAUAUUGAUGAUCUGGAAAUACUCUAUGCCAAAGUCAACGGCUUGACGAACAUAACUCCAUUUGCCUCUCUAAGUUCAUCAUCAGCUUCUCCUACCACUCAUUCAAAUGUAAAAUUGGGCAUCCGACACUCUUCAUCUUCCGUCUCCAGGCAUCUCGAUAAAGAUCAGGAAUAUCGUCAAACAACUGUAUCAUCAUCACAACAAGAAUCACCAUCAUCGUCUGUACUGGCAUUGACAGCAGAGACAGGAUCUACAUCAAAUCUGAUUACUGAUAUGCCAAUCAACACCCAUCAUCAUUUACCCGUGCUGCUAUUCACCAUCACCAAUCAGCUUAUCCAGGCACGUUUAGAUACAAUUUCAGAAAUCAUGAUACGAAAACAUCACAAUCAACAUUCUCUGCAGGGAGAUGAAGAGGAUAAGACAGCUAUAAAAACAGUGGAAUUGAUCACUUCAUGUAUUACACUUGCGGAAACCAUGGAACAGUUAUCAGCAUCCCAUUUAGCCUCCGAAAGACAAUUCCGAGCUGUUUUGUUGAAUCAUCCAUCUCCAAAGUCUGAAUUUUCAGGACAAGAAGAACAAGAACAAGAGGAUAAAGGAAUGAUAUCAUGGUAUCAUGACCAGAUCCAUCAAUGCGUACAAUUAUAUGAACAACAAGUGUUUAUGACUGAUACCUUGCAAGAUAUGUUAACAGAACUUGAACAGCAGUACAAAGAUGUUGAAGAGGAUGCAGACCGACAGUGUACUUUAUCUUCUUCUUCAUCAUCAUCAUCAUCAUCAUCAUCGUCAUCAUCAUCGAUAUCAUCAUCUGCUUUUGACGAUCAUUCCCUAUCCUUGGAACCAGAACUGACAGCACCUAAUCGAUGGGACUUCACACGUUCAAUUGCGGAUCUACUUGGACUAGAAGAAAUGGAGGAUUGUGUACAAUCGAUGAAGUACAAAGUUGGCAUGUGUGUGGGUGAUGGUAUCGGAACAGGUCAUGUCAUUCAUCCACCCAAACGUAACAAAGGCAACAACAACAACAACAACAACAACAAUGAUAACAGUAAGAAGAAAAAAACAAAAGUCGCUCCAUUGUUUUCGACGUCUUCUUGUAUUAGUGAUAUCAAUGAUAAUAAUAUGAUUGAUGUUAGUAUUGAUAACGACAAUAUCAGGUGUAUUCAAAGACGGCAUAUAAUGUAUCUACCAAGGCAUCAUUGGAUACCUGAUCAUGCUCGCCAACAUUGCCAACUCUGUGGAGUUUUAUUCUCUUUUAUUGUUCGACGACAUCAUUGUCGAAGAUGUGGAAAACUCCUUUGUCAUCAGCAUAGUAGACAUCAGUUGCCUCUUUAUCAUCAAAGCUGCAAAUUAAACUCUUCUCAUGAUAAAAAUGAAGAGAAGACUUCAUGGACUUGUACUUGGAAUAGAGUAUGUGACCAAUGCUUUUUGGAAGUCAUGAACCAUUCCUUUUGUACAAAAGAAACAAUUCUACCAUCUCCUUGAUUUUCUUAUCCUGACAUAUUUAUAUAUUUUAAGUCAUAUUUAUUGUUAAAUUUAAUAGCAUAAUUAUUUCACUUUAUAUAUUUGAUUGAAAAAUGCUAUGAUCUUU